UCACAUCGAAAUUGUUGCACUCACCGAUUAGUUGCUCUUCUUUGCCGGUUGCGAACGGUUGGUUCUACUGUCUGGAUUUUUUAAUGCUCUUACUGUAUAUUUAAAUAAAUAAGUGGAAAGUUUUUACUCCAUCUUGCUAUUUUUGUGCUAUUCUGAAGUGCAGUUUUCGAAAUGGGAUUUUUGAAACGGUUCUUGUUUGUGGUAUUCCUAGCUGCUGUUGCAUAUAGAUUUCACGUUUUGCUAAGUUCAAAGCCACCACCAUUUUUAAGCGAUACCGAGUAUUGGGGACCGGACAGUGCUGCUAAUUAUAAGGAGAAUACCGCUAUUAAGGAAUUCGAUAUAAGCGUUGAACCAAAGGUAAUAGAAGAUCUGAAGGCACAAUUGUUACGUCCACUCGCGCUGCAUGAGCCCCUGGAAGGCAUCGGAUUUCAAUACGGUUUUAAUUCCAACUACCUGAAAAAUGUGGUCCAAUAUUGGCGCGACACUUAUUUGCCCAAGUGGAGUGAGCGCGAAACUUUUCUCAAACAGUUCCCGCAUUAUGAGACACAGAUUCAGGGCUUACGGAUUCAUUACAUCCAUGUGAAGCCGAAAUCCACCGAAGGCAAGAAAGUGAUUCCCCUGCUGCUGAUCCAUGGCUGGCCAGGAUCGGUACGCGAAUUUUACAAAAUUAUUCCGCUGCUUACGAAACCGAACCCCAACAGCGCCUACGUUUUCGAAGUGAUAGCACCUAGUUUACCUGGUUAUGGUUGGUCUCAGGUAAUAAUAUCCGGGCCCUCAAUGACUAACUUUGGUCCAGCCCAGUUGGCUGUGGUUUUGCGUAAUUUGAUGUUACGUUUAGGACUUGACAAAUUUUUAAUACAAGGUGGAAAUUGGGGUUCCAUAAUCGGAUGGCAUAUAGCCACUCUGAGACCUCAAAAUGUACUUGGUUAUCAUUCAAAUUUAUGUUUUAGUAACCACCAAUUAACACGAGUACAGAGCUUUCNACGCGUAUGGUUCCCAUUUUUCUUUGUAAAAAGCGAACAAAAAGUUUUCUUCAAACCUUUCGGCAAAGAGUUUACGUACAUCAUGGAAGAGUCUGGUUACUUCCAUAUUCAAGCAACUAAGCCAGAUACCAUUGGGACUACGCUCCUGCAGAAUCCUGUGGGUUUGGCUGCAUACAUCCUUGAGAAAUUCUCUACUUGGACCAACCCUGAAUACAAAAAACUUGAAGAUGGUGGUUUAACUAAACGUUUCACGCUGGAUGAGCUUUUGGAUAACAUAAUGAUCUACUAUACAACAAACUCGAUAACCACAUCGCAGCGUUUGUAUUCCGAAGCAUUUAGCUUCGCUCAAAUGGAUUUGAAUGUGGAUGCUGUGCAUGUUAACCAGCCCACCGGCUGUGCUCGAUUUGUGCACGAUUUGAGACAUUCAACCGAUCUUGAGCUUUCAACUAAGUACAAGAAUCUCAUCCAUAGUACAUAUCACAAAGAUGGUGGUCACUUUGCAGCACUUGAGUUACCACAAAUACUUUACAAUGACUUUGUAGAGUUUGUCGAUAAAGCGCUAACCCAGAAGCUGGCCAAUUAAAGAAAAUGUCGUGAUUUGACAUUGAUAAGCAACCAAAUAAUUUCCAUAUCUUUUUUAUGAAUAUUUUUGCUAAUAAAUUUUUAAAUUUAUCGCA
Molecule: messenger RNA, 1660 nt
Organism: Rhagoletis zephyria (snowberry fruit fly)
Lineage: Eukaryota; Metazoa; Arthropoda; Insecta; Diptera; Tephritidae
Product: juvenile hormone epoxide hydrolase 2-like
Biological process (GO): epoxide metabolic process
Molecular function (GO): epoxide hydrolase activity
Source: RefSeq, a predicted model, not a curated record